Messenger RNA from Ectocarpus siliculosus, 984 nucleotides. The record is from the annotation of a GenBank genome assembly. NCBI's taxonomy places the organism in Eukaryota, Phaeophyceae, Ectocarpales, Ectocarpaceae.
AUGAUGGCCGCAGCAAGACGACGGAGAUGGACAGAGGUUUUGGAGAUCCUGGGCCAUUGGGAGGAGAACGCGGGGAGGCUAGAUGCGAAGACGUAUAACGUCGCCUUGUCUGCGCUCGGCAAAUGCGGGAGGUGGAAAGAGGCGCUUGCGACUCUCGAUCGCAUGCGAUCGAAGGGUGUCCCACCGGACGUCUACUCCUUCAACAGCGCCAUCUCGGCCUGUGGGCGAGCGGCCAAGUGGAAGCAAGCAUUGGCUCUCCUUUCAGAGAUGGAGAGGGAAGGCUCGGACGUACCGCCGGACUUGUUCAGCUACAACGGCGCCAUCAAUGCCGUGGCAAAGGAUGGCCGAUGGGAGCAGGCGCUGAGCCUCUUGAUGGGCAUCAAGACUCGAGGCCUUUCGCCGGACGUCUUCAGUUUCUCGAGUGCGAUGUCCGCUUGCGAUCGGGCCGGCGAGUGGCAGCGCGCGUUGGAGGUAAUGGACCUGAUGCUCCAUCACGAGGUGGAGCCCAGCAUCGUCAGCUACGGAACGGCCAUCAGUGCUUGCGCUAGAGGAGGGCGUUGGCAGCAAGCGCUGUCUCUUUUGGCCGACAUACCGUCCAGGGGUCUCGAGGCGAAUGCCCACGCGUACGGCUCGGCGAUUCACGCCUGCGUCGUCGGGGGCCAGCACCGGCGGGCUCUGGAGCUGCUUGAGGAGAUGCUGGAGCGCCGCGUCGUCCCGGACGCGGCCGUGUUUACGGCGGCGAUGACGGCGGUGGACGGGUGGGGUGCGACGUUGCGGCUGCUGGAGGUUAUGAAGCGAGAGGGUGUGCUCCCGGAUGUCAAUACGUACAACGCGGCCCUCAGCGUUGUCGCCCGCAGCGGCCGAGAGGAUGUGGCUCUGGCGCUGCUUAACCGAAUGAGGAUCGAUGGUGAGGCUUGGACCCAAGUUCAGUGCUGGCGAAUAAAGGAAAUUCGUGAGAGUAGAUCGCCGUUUUCCCUGACGUAA